GCCCACCGAGGGCGAGGUAGGCCCCGAAGCCUGCUCUCGCUGCCCAGGGCCCAGGCGUCUUGGGCCCCCCAGCUGCCUGCCGGGCUGACCGGCCCCCCGGUUCCUUGUCUCCCCUCCCAGGGGGAGGCCCCCGCUGAGAUGGGGGCGCUGCUGCUGGAGAAGGAGCCCCGAGGAGCCGCCGAGAGAGUUCAUAGCUCUUUGGGGGACACCCCUCAGAGUGAGGAGACCCUUCCCAAGGCCAACCCCGACUCCUUGGAGCCUGCCGGCCCCUCCUCUCCGGCCUCUGUCACUGUCACCGUCGGCGAUGAGGGGGCUGACACCCCUGUCGGGGCCGCAUCACUCAUCGGGGACGAACCCGAGAGCCUGGAGGGAGAUGGGGGUCGCAUCGUGCUGGGCCAUGCCACAAAGUCGUUCCCCUCUUCCCCCAGCAAGGGGGGUGCCUGUCCCAGUCGGGCCAAAAUGUCAAUGACAGGGGCAGGAAAGUCGCCCCCCUCGGUCCAGAGUUUGGCCAUGAGGCUGUUGAGCAUGCCCGGGGCCCAGGGAGCUGCAACUGCUGGGCCUGAACCCUCUCCGGCAACAACUGCCGCCCAGGAGGGGCAGCCCAAAGUGCACCGAGCCCGGAAAACCAUGUCCAAACCUAGCAACGGACAGAUUUAUGGGAGUUCCCUGUCGCUGUCUUCAGACACACCAGAAGAGGGCAUCAGAUCUCAUUACACAUGGUCGUGAGCCACCAUGUAGUUGCUGGGAUUUGAACUCAGGACCUCUGGAAGAGCAGUCAGUGCUCUUAACCCUGAGCCAUCCCUCCAGCCCUUCGGAUAGCUUUGUUUGUUUGUUUUUUUUUUGUUUGUUUGUUUUUUAAUGUAUGUGAAUACACUGUACAGAUGGUUGUGAGCCUUCAUGUGGUUGUUGGGAAUCGAACUCUUAGGACCUCUGCUCCCUCUGGUCAACCCUACUCACUUCAGUCAGCCCCACUAGCUCUGGCCCAAAGCUUUACUUACUUUUAUAUGUAAGUACACUGUAGCUGUCUUCAGACGAACCAGAAGAAGGCAUCAGAUCCCAUUACACAUGGUCAUGAGCCACCAUGUGGUUGCUGGGAUUUGAACUCAGGACCUUCAGAAGGGCAGUCAGUGCUCUUAACCACUAAGCCAUCUUGCCAGUCCCCCAGAUAGCAUUUUUGAGGUACAGCCAGCCACAAUACUCCCACCUGGGCCCCAGGCUGAGGGAACAGACCCAUAACUUUAAUUUGGUGGCUCACUUAUUUCACUUAGCACAGUGCCUUCAAGUUUCCUCUAUGUUGUAUAUUUCCAGGCUCCCUUUUUGUCCUUGGGUGUUCUGUUUGUUUUUGAGAUAGGGUCUCACUCACUCUAUAGCCCUAGCUGGCCUGGGUCUCGGAUCCGCCUGCCUCCCGGAGUGCUGGAAUGAAAGGUGUAGCCCACCACACCUAGCCUGGGUGAGUAACCUUCUGACUGAAACGUGUUCCUUCCUGCUUCAGCCUCCAAUCCCUGAGAAGCGGCCCCCUGAAGUCCAGCAUUUCCGCAUGAGUGAUGACAUGCAUCUGGGGAAGGUGACUUCAGAUGUGGCCAAAAGGAGGAAGCUGAACUCUGGUAGCCUGUCCGAGGACUUGGGCUCUGCCGGGGGCUCAGGAGAUAUAAUCCUGGAGAAGGGAGAGCCCAGGCCCCUGGAGGAGUGGGAGACGGUGGUGGGCGAUGACUUCAGCCUGUACUAUGAUGCGUACUCUGUGGAUGAGCGGGUGGACUCUGACAGCAAGUCUGAAGUCGAAGCUCUAGCUGAACAGUUGAGUGAGGAGGAGGAGGAGGAAGAGGAGGAAGAAGAAGAAGAGGAGGAGGAGGAGGAAGAGGAGGAGGAGGAAGAAGAGGACGAGGAGUCGGGCAAUCAGUCAGACAGGAGCGGUUCUAGUGGCCGGCGCAAGGCCAAGAAGAAAUGGCGGAAAGACAGCCCGUGGGUGAAGCCAUCUAGAAAACGGCGGAAACGAGAGCCUCCGAGGGCCAAGGAGCCAAGAGGAGUGAAUGGUGUGGGUUCCUCAGGGCCCAGUGAGUACAUGGAGGUUCCUCUGGGGUCCCUGGAGCUGCCCAGCGAGGGGACCCUCUCCCCCAACCACGCUGGGGUCUCCAAUGACACGUCUUCACUGGAGACAGAACGCGGGUUUGAGGAGCUGCCCCUCUGCAGCUGCCGCAUGGAGGCUCCCAAGAUUGACCGCAUCAGCGAGAGAGCAGGGCACAAGUGCAUGGCCACAGAGAGUGUGGAUGGAGAGCUCCUGGGCUGCAAUGCUGCCAUCCUUAAGCGGGAGACCAUGCGGCCGUCUAGCCGCGUGGCGCUGAUGGUGCUCUGUGAGGCCCAUCGAGCCCGCAUGGUCAAGCACCAUUGCUGCCCGGGCUGCGGCUACUUCUGCACAGCGGGCACCUUCCUGGAAUGCCACCCCGACUUUCGUGUAGCUCACCGCUUCCAUAAGGCCUGCGUAUCCCAGCUCAAUGGGAUGGUCUUCUGUCCCCACUGUGGAGAGGAUGCCUCAGAGGCCCAGGAGGUGACCAUUCCUCGGGGCGAUGGGGGAACACCCCCAAUUGGCACCGCAGCUCCUGCUCUGCCACCCCUGGCACAUGAUGCCCCAGGGCGAGCGGAUACCUCCCAGCCUAGCGCCCGAAUGCGAGGGCAUGGAGAGCCGCGGCGCCCGCCCUGUGAUCCCCUGGCUGACACCAUCGACAGCUCAGGGCCUUCACUGACUCUGCCUAAUGGGGGCUGCCUCUCCGCUGUGGGUCUGCCCCCAGGGCCGGGCAGGGAAGCCCUGGAAAAAGCCUUGGUCAUCCAGGAGUCUGAGAGCCCACCUUCUCCCCCUCCAUCCCCUGACAGGCGGAAGAAGCUGCGAUUCCACCCACGGCAGCUGUACCUGUCGGUGAAGCAGGGGGAGCUGCAGAAGGUGAUCCUUAUGCUGUUAGACAACCUGGACCCCAACUUCCAGAGCGACCAGCAGAGCAAGCGCACGCCCCUGCACGCGGCCGCCCAGAAGGGGUCGGUAGAGAUCUGUCAUGUGCUGCUGCAGGCAGGAGCCAACAUCAAUGCCGUAGAUAAGCAACAACGCACGCCACUAAUGGAGGCCGUGGUGAACAACCACCUGGAGGUGGCACGCUACAUGGUGCAGUUAGGUGGCUGUGUCUACAGCAAGGAAGAGGAUGGCUCCACCUGUCUACAUCAUGCAGCCAAAAUUGGGAACUUGGAAAUGGUCAGCCUGCUACUGAGCACAGGACAGGUGGACGUCAAUGCCCAGGACAGUGGGGGCUGGACGCCCAUCAUCUGGGCAGCCGAGCACAAGCACAUCGAUGUGAUUCGUAUGCUGCUGACCCGGGGUGCCGAUGUCACCCUGACUGACAAUGAGGAAAACAUCUGCCUGCACUGGGCCUCCUUCACGGGUAGUGCCGCCAUCGCUGAGGUCCUUCUGAAUGCCCAGUGUGAUCUCCAUGCUGUCAACUACCAUGGGGACACGCCCCUGCACAUAGCCGCCAGGGAGAGCUACCAUGACUGUGUUCUGUUGUUCCUGUCUCGUGGAGCCAACCCUGAGCUUCGGAACAAAGAAGGAGACACGGCAUGGGAUCUGACCCCAGAGCGCUCUGAUGUGUGGUUUGCACUGCAGCUCAAUCGAAAGCUUAGGCUUGGGGUAGGGAACCGGGCUGUCCGCACCGAGAAGAUCAUCUGCCGGGACGUAGCCCGAGGCUAUGAGAAUGUACCCAUCCCCUGUGUCAAUGGUGUGGAUGGGGAGCCGUGCCCGGAGGACUACAAGUACAUCUCUGAGAACUGCGAGACAUCGACCAUGAACAUCGACCGCAACAUCACCCAUCUGCAGCACUGCACGUGUGUGGAUGACUGCUCCAGCUCCAAUUGCCUAUGUGGUCAGCUCAGUAUCCGAUGCUGGUAUGACAAGGACGGGCGGCUGCUCCAGGAGUUUAACAAGAUCGAGCCCCCCCUGAUCUUUGAGUGUAACCAGGCAUGCUCCUGCUGGAGAAGCUGCAAGAACCGCGUGGUGCAGAGCGGCAUCAAGGUACGGCUGCAGCUCUACCGGACUGCCAAGAUGGGCUGGGGGGUCCGAGCCUUGCAGACCAUCCCCCAGGGCACGUUCAUCUGCGAGUAUGUAGGAGAGCUGAUCUCUGAUGCCGAGGCUGAUGUGAGAGAGGAUGAUUCUUACCUCUUCGAUUUAGAUAACAAGGAUGGCGAGGUUUACUGCAUUGAUGCCCGUUACUAUGGCAACAUCAGCCGAUUCAUUAACCACCUGUGUGACCCCAACAUCAUCCCUGUCCGGGUUUUCAUGCUGCACCAAGAUCUACGGUUCCCACGCAUUGCCUUCUUCAGCUCCAGGGACAUCCGGACUGGGGAGGAGCUGGGCUUUGACUACGGUGACCGAUUCUGGGACAUCAAGAGCAAGUAUUUCACCUGCCAGUGUGGCUCUGAGAAGUGCAAGCAUUCAGCGGAGGCCAUCGCCCUGGAGCAGAGCCGCCUGGCCCGGCUGGACCCCCACCCGGAGCUGCUCCCUGACCUCAGCUCCCUGCCCCCCAUCAACACCUGAGGACUCUUAAAAUCCAGGCCGGGCACUGCCCUUCAGACAUUUCUCCAUCAGAGACCCCAGUAAGGCCUGGAAGGUCGAUGGCCCCUCUCCCAGAGCUGGUUUCUCACUGGGAGUGCAAGUGACUUCAGGGCUGGCCUUCCCCACUGAGCCUGGCCUCAGUUAGCUGAUUGAAGUUGGGCCUCUGCCAGCUGAUUUUCUGUGUUCUCAAUAAAUGUUGGGUUUGGUAAUAAA
Messenger RNA from Mus musculus (house mouse), 4801 nucleotides. It is a transcript of the gene Ehmt2, whose product is annotated as euchromatic histone lysine N-methyltransferase 2. Gene Ontology annotation, cellular component: chromatin; nucleus; nucleoplasm. Gene Ontology annotation, molecular function: H1-4K26 methyltransferase activity; histone H3K9 monomethyltransferase activity; histone methyltransferase activity. Lineage: Eukaryota; Metazoa; Chordata; Mammalia; Rodentia; Muridae. Gene Ontology annotation, biological process: negative regulation of DNA-templated transcription; DNA methylation-dependent constitutive heterochromatin formation; chromosome condensation. The coding region runs from base 1538 to 4570 and encodes 1010 amino acids. The record is from RefSeq and is a predicted model, not a curated record. The transcript is spliced from 27 exons.